This is a messenger RNA of Grammomys surdaster, 2025 nucleotides long. RefSeq names its product zinc finger containing ubiquitin peptidase 1 (gene Zup1). The transcript is spliced from 10 exons. The record is from RefSeq and is a predicted model, not a curated record. Bases 104 to 1837 code for a protein of 577 amino acids. Lineage: Eukaryota; Metazoa; Chordata; Mammalia; Rodentia; Muridae.
UCUCGCCCCACCCGGGCCAGUGAGGAAGGGCUGUUGUGACUGCGGUACUGCGGAGGGCUCUCGGAGGCCGGGGUUCUCUUCGCAGCGGGGUCCAUGCCCCACCAUGCUUUCCUGUGACAUAUGUGGUGAAACUGUAACCUCAGAACCAGACAUGAAAGCUCACCUAAUUGUUCACAUGGAAAAUGAAAUUAUCUGUCCAUUUUGCAAGUUGUCAGGUAUAAAUUACAACGAAAUGUGUUUUCAUAUUGAAACUGCUCAUUUUGAACAACAUACACCCGAAAAAAACUUUAAGAAUCUAGCUGCAGUGCAAUAUGAAAAUUCAGACUGCAAGAACACCAACCUGCAGAGUCCAGUGGAAGUUUCUUCAGGCGUUCAUUCAGCUUGUGCAUCUAACUUUCCAAGAGAGUCAUCUGAAAGCCUUCCUAAAGAUAGGACUUUAAAACACGAAGCUUUUUAUACAGAGAACAUAACUGAAUCUACAAAGUACCAGAAGAGCAGAGAAAAGCAGUCUGGAUUAUCUGAGGCCCAAGGAUCAAUUUAUGAAACAACAUACAGUCCUCCUGAAUGUCCAUUUUGUGGAAAAAUUGAGGGGUGUAGUCAAGAUAUGGAAAUUCAUGUGAAAACAAAACAUGCCAGUCUUUUAGGAAGUCCAUUAGAAGAUUGUCAUCAACCACUCUAUGACUGUCCCAUGUGUGGACUUGUCUGUACAAAUUACCAUAUUCUCCAAGAACAUGUAGACUUACAUUUAGAAGAAAGCAGCUUUCAACAAGGCAUGGACAGAGUCCAGUGUUGUAGUGAUAGAGAAUUAGCUCACCAGCUUCAGCAAGAAGAAGACAGAAAGAGGAAAUCUGAAGAAUCAAGACAAGAAAGGGAAGAGUUUCAGAAGUUGCAGCGGCAGUAUGGUUUAGAUAAUUCUGGAGGAUACAAACAACAGCAGCUACGACUUAUGGAGCUAGAAGUAAAUAGGGGAAGAAUGCAUCCAUCUGAAUUUCAUAGCAGAAAAGCUGACAUGUUGGAAUCAAUAGCUAUUGGUAUUGAUGAUGGAAAAACAAAAACUUCUGGAGUUAUCGAAGCCCUCCAUAGGUAUUAUCAGAACGUUGCCACAGAUGUAAGGUGUGUGUGGCUCUCUACAGUGGUGGAUCACUUUCACUCAUCUUUUGGGGACAAAGGUUGGGGUUGCGGUUAUAGAAAUUUCCAGAUGCUACUUUCAUCAUUAUUGCAAAAUGAUAUGUAUAGUGACUGCUUGAAAGGUAUGUCAGUUCCUUGUAUUCCAAAAAUUCAGUCCAUGAUUGAAGAUGCAUGGAAUGAAGGUUUUGAUCCUCAGGGGGCCUCUCAACUUAAUAACAAAUUACAGGGAACAAAGUCCUGGAUUGGAGCAUGUGAGAUAUAUACACUUCUGACCUCACUGAAAGUAAAGUGCCGCAUUAUUGAUUUUCACAAGUCAACUGGUCCUUCGGGUACACACCCUCGCUUAUUUGAAUGGAUAUUGAACUAUUAUUCUUCAGAGACAGAAGGGACUCCAAAGGUUGUGUGUACAUCUAAACCUCCUAUCUAUCUCCAGCAUCAGGGUCACAGUCGAACAGUUGUUGGAAUUGAAGAGAGAAAAAACCGAACAUUAUGUUUGCUAAUAUUUGAUCCUGGAUGUCCUUCUCGAGAAAUGCAGAAACUGUUAAAACAAGAUAUGGAGGCUGGUAGUCUCAGGCAACUACGGAAACCUGUGGGCAAUCUAAAACAUAAGCAGUACCAGAUAGUAGCAGUCGAGGGUGUUCUUUCCCUAGAGGAGAAAGUUGCCAGGAAACAAGCUUCUCAAGUGUUUACAGCGGAGAAGAUUCCUUGACCCAAAUAUUUUCGUGAUUUUGUUAUUAUCCUUUUUUUUUUCUGAUAUUGAACUCUGAUACUGUUGAAGAAUUUGAUUUUGCUUAAGUCCUUGGUAUAUUAUUUAAGUUAUAAGUGCCUGUUAAGUUAUACUACUUAGCAUUUCAUUGUCUAGUAAUUAGUUGAAUAAAAUCCCUUGUUUGAAUUGUU